This is a messenger RNA of Exophiala bonariae, 1401 nucleotides long. RefSeq lists its product as uncharacterized. The transcript has 4 exons. NCBI's taxonomy places the organism in Eukaryota, Fungi, Ascomycota, Eurotiomycetes, Chaetothyriales, Herpotrichiellaceae. The record is from RefSeq and is a predicted model, not a curated record. The coding region runs from base 1 to 1401 and encodes 466 amino acids. Gene Ontology annotation, biological process: positive regulation of transcription by RNA polymerase II. Gene Ontology annotation, cellular component: RNA polymerase II transcription regulator complex. Gene Ontology annotation, molecular function: protein dimerization activity; DNA-binding transcription factor activity.
AUGGAGGCAACUACAAGUCAUCGGCCUUGGGAAUCUGUUCCUCAGCCCAUCAUCCCACAAACCACCCAAACUCUACCAUCGAUAGCGUCCUUGACCUCGAAAUUACCCUCGCAGCCCCAUGAGCGAGGCCACCUGGACCUCUCUAUACAUCCACCUCAAAGAGAUUCUGGUAGCUGGAUGACCCCUGGCACAUUAUCGGGUUCUUCAAUCAAUUCUAUGCCAUAUCUAAACUCGGCGCAUUCCCCCAACGGAGUCGCUCUGUCUCCCUACACGCCCGACUACACUGCCGCUCCUCAAGCACCCUUCAAUAGCAAAACCUCUCAUCCUUCCAACGGGCUGCCAACCCCGACAUCAGAUUCUCAUCCUAAUAGAGGCAGUGGCGAUUUCGACGAUUCAAGGAGAAGCAGCGUCACCAACAGUAUACAUACGGGCAUGAACAACCUAGGAUUGGGUCCGGCGUCUCCAUACACGAGCAACAACCAGUCACAAUCUUCUCUUGUGUCCGGCUUGCAGAGAGAACGGGGGAUUCAAACAAAUGGAUAUUCAGGUGGCCGAUACUCUACUAUGAGCGCCGGUUCAAUAUCCUCCUUUGGGUCCAACCGUGGCGGUGCAGGCAGAGGCGGUUUUGCAGCAGGCCGUGUUGCUCCUCCAAUUUUGGAAAAUCCUGUAAAAGAAGUUUACAGUGCUGAUGCACCUACACGCGGUCAAGCUUAUGCAUUCCCCGAUCCCGACGCACCCCCACGUCCAUCUGGACGACCUCCCUCCAACUUCUCGAGAAGAAACAGCUUUGCCGAGUCCUUUACCAGCAGCGUCCUGACUGUCGAGUCUUCCAGGCUACCCCUGGGUCAGCAAGAACUCCCUGAAGCCCAUCACCAUACUUUACAACACAAGCAAGUCGACAGUCUUCGUGGAGAUCCUGACUCCCCAAAUAGCCAGACCCCUUACAGUCGUACACCAGAGUUGCGAGUUACUCACAAGCUUGCCGAGCGUAAGCGGCGGAGUGAGAUGAAAGAUUGCUUUGAACAGCUACGAACUCGGCUGCCACAGGCCCAAAACAACAAAUCUAGCAAAUGGGAAACUUUAUCCCGAGCAAUUGAUUAUAUCACAUCCCUAGAAAAUCAGACCAAGCAACAAAGACACGACUAUGAGAAACAGCGACACCAGCUUCAAGAUUUGGAGAACAAAAUGCAUGAGAUGAGCCAGCAGAUGCAACGUUUACAGAAUCAAGGUUCAUUUCCACCACCACCGAGUGUCAUCCCCCAGAGUCCUUUGGGAUAUGCCCACGGUCCUGGCCCGCACUUUAAUAAUGGCAUAGAUGGAUCAAAUGAGCUUCCACGCACCCUCCCACCGUUGAUGAAUGGCGCUAUGCAAGGAAUUCAGUAUUCCGAUGAAAGGCGGUAA